Molecule: messenger RNA, 2202 nt
Organism: Gilbertella persicaria
Lineage: Eukaryota; Fungi; Mucoromycota; Mucoromycetes; Mucorales; Choanephoraceae
Exons: 6
Coding region: 108-1949 (613 amino acids)
Molecular function (GO): metal ion binding; mRNA binding
Source: RefSeq, a predicted model, not a curated record
CUUUUUUUUUCACUUUUUUUAUCGUAUACUAAUAGAAAUAGUAUCGAAGAGCUUUCCUCCCUCUCUAACUCCUUGACACAUAAUUUUCUAUUUAAUUGUUAAAGCACAUGGACAAGCCCUUUCAAAACAAACCUUACGCUGGUCUAAUUAUCUAUCGUAUACAGAAGAAUAUUGAAUAUUUAUUAUUAAACGAUUCUUUUUCAAAUAAAAAGCAUUGGUUUUGUCCUAAAGGGCAAAUUAUUGGAAGCGAAGAGGAUAUCAAAUGUGCACUUCGCGAAACUUUUGAAGUUACAGGCUUACGUCCAACUGAUUUACGUAUCGAAGAAGGAUUUUCUAUUGAAUUAAAAUACCUCUCAGGCACAAAGCCUAAAAAAGUCAAGUAUUAUCUAGCUCAACUUGUAAAUAAUCAUGUCCGUCUAUUACCUAAUGCUGAAGGCAUUCAUAUGCAAUUCUUUAAUCAAGCUACCUGUACUGAAAAAGUUAUCUUUAAGACUAUGCAAGAAGUGUUUAGAUACGCACAAACAUUCAUUGAAAGCCGAGUACAACAAAGAAAGAAACUUGCCCCUGCAGCAACAAAUCCUGUCCAUCAUUCACCUACAUCACUAUCACCACAUUCCACCUUGACAAGUCGAUACAAUCCCACUCAAGAGAACCGAGCCAAGGUAAAAUUGCCAUCAUCUAACGGCGUAGAAUUCAAGUCUCGCCAGUCACCGCAGCAAUCGCCACCUCAACAAGCUUCGCCUCUUUACAAGACCCGACUUUGUGAAAGAUUCGAGACAGAAGGCAGUUGUCCAUAUGGCGCUAAAUGUAAUUUUGCUCACGGUGUGACCGAAUUAAGAGGAAAGACAGAAUCACCUUCACCUCAGCCUAUUGUCAACCAAAAAGAUAACCUUGAUGGUGCAGGCAACCAACUCUUCAAGACAAAAUUAUGUGAGAAAUUCAUGAAGGAUAAGUUUUGUCAGUAUGGUCCCAAAUGUCAUUUCGCUCAUGGUGAAAAUGAAUUAAAGACAAGACCCAAGAAAGCUGAGGAAGCAGAACAACAACAACAACAACAACAACAACAACAACAACAACAACAACAACAACAACAACAACAACAACAACAGCAGCAGCAGCAGCAGCAGCAACAGCAGCGCAAUUAUACGCGUAACGAUACACAUGAUCAUGCUGAAACUUCACUUGCUGAUCAGCGUAGUAAUUGGAGAUCAACUCAUCACAACAGCUCAUUUGAGAACAACAGUAGAUCAAGUGAAUUAUCAUGGAGAUCCCCAAAUACAAGUGCUCGCCAAUCACCCAGUGCAUCAUCAAAGCCUUUACAGAGAACCAAAUCUUCUGAUGAAGAAGAAAAUGAACAUCGUACGAAUAGAGAAGCUUCUUGGAGAUCACCUCGUAUUCCUUCGCCUAAUGUGUCUACUGUUCCUGUUGGUUCUCUUUCAUUGAAGACAGAACAAACGGAUUCUUUGGGACUAGAGGAUCUUCGCCGUCCUGUAUUUGUUGAACAUCAAUCUCGCUCUAAAAUCAAUACCAAGAAAUCGAAUGGAGCAUUGAAUAAAGAUAAAAAAGCAGCAAAGACAGAUACAAAUGAAAAGUCGUGGAUGAAGAUUGUCAAGUUAUCUAAAGAAGAACAAGAUCAAAUGGAAAGUGAGCCUCCGUUGAACAAGAGUACAAAUGGUACAAAAACAACUCAGGCAGAGACAAUUAUUGCAGAAUUGAAAAAGUUCUUUGCAAACCAUCCUACCACAGAAACUACAAAAGGGAAAUUAUCAGAAGAUGUUAAAGAAGUUACUAAGAUUGAAAUGAGAAAUGACUUAUCCAAGAAACAACUGCUGUAUGUUUUGUUGGUCAGUUUAUUAGAAGAGGAGUCAGAUCAAUCCAUGUUAUCUAUCCUGCGUCAAAGAGAUCAUCUCUUUAGAACAGUAAGUUUCUUUUUCUUUAUUGUUCUGAUUUAACACAUAUGUAGUUCGUCAAGACUAAGGCUGAUCAGCUCUUGUUAUUGAAAGCUUGGAAUCACUUAUUGGAACGUAAAUCCGUGAUGGUAAAUAAGACAGCGGCAGCACUUUCCCAUUGGUAUGAUGUUGAAAUGGUAGAAGAAGAAGCAUUUCUAGAAUGGUACAAUACACUUGAAAAGGGUUCCAUUUUGGAGGUAAAAAGUGCCAAGUUUAUUGAAUGGUUAAAUGAAUCAGAUAAUGAAGAUGAAUAAAG